Messenger RNA from Schistocerca nitens (vagrant locust), 1353 nucleotides. Its product is annotated as outer dynein arm-docking complex subunit 4-like. Gene Ontology annotation, molecular function: protein binding. Gene Ontology annotation, cellular component: cytoplasm. Bases 1 to 1353 code for a protein of 450 amino acids. The transcript is spliced from 6 exons. The record is from RefSeq and is a predicted model, not a curated record. Lineage: Eukaryota; Metazoa; Arthropoda; Insecta; Orthoptera; Acrididae.
AUGGCGGAGCCCGCCACCGCCGUGAGCCAGCUGCUGGGAGCGACCCGCGAGGCGCAGCUGCUGCAGAGCUUCUUGGGGGUCAGCCUAGCAGCCGACGCCAACGAGGCUGCCGUCGGCGUCGACAAGAAGAGGGCCGUCAGCUUCAAGAGGGCGGCCGCCGCCGCGUCCACAGAAGACCAGGCGGAGGAGGAGGAGGAGGAGGAGGUGGAACGGCCGAGGGCCCGCCGGCCCGCCCGUCGCAGACCGGGGGCCGUCCUCCGUCGGCCACCCCCACCGCCCCCUCAGCACCAGGAGCAGGCGUCGUCCCGCAAGGUGCUGAGCCCGUUCGCGCAGAUCCUGCGCGAGAUCAAGCUGCGCACGCUGCACCAGCAGCAGUCGCGGCCCCGCCAGCGGCGGACGCGCGCCGCGCCCUACGAGGAGCUGUACACCGACAAGGACCGCGCCGCCGCCGUCAGCAUCGGCUCCGACGACAUCAAGGCCUCGCUCAAGGAGAAGAAGAGCAAGGAGCGCGCCGGCGACGCCGGGGGAGCCGCCGCCGGGGGCGUGUCGGCCGACCCGGGCACCCUGCUCGCGCUGGCCAGCCGGGAGAUGAGGGCCGGCAGCCCGCGCGUCGCGCUGCGCUUCGUCCACAAGGCGCUGGAGCUUCGGCCGGAGGACAAGGGCGCCCUGGUGGCGCGCAGCAAGUGCUACCUGCUGCUGGGGCAGCCGCAGCUGGCGCUGCAGGACGCCGAGGCGGCGCUACGGAGCGAGAUCGUGCGGUGCUCGGCCAUCUUCCAGAAGGCGGAGGCGCUGUACCAGCUGGGCGACUUCGAGCACAGCCUGAUGUACCACCACCGCGGGCUGCGCCUGAGGCCCGAGCUCGACGGCUUCCGUCUGGGCGUCCAGAAGGCGCAGCAGGCCAUCCGGAACACCAUCGGCGGGAAGACGCUGCUGCUGACGCCGGAACCGCCCGAGCCGCCUCCGGCACUGGCUCAGACUCCGCCAGACGACAGCAAGCAGGAGACGGCGGCCACGUCGGUGCCCAGCUCGGGGUCGGCGGCGGGGCGUCGCAGCGCGAGCGCCAGUGCCAGCGCCGCGGCGCACCACGGCCACGCCCCCAGCAGUCGGCCGGCGUCGGGCAGCGCGUGCACGGGGGACCCCACGGCGCGCCGCCUGCUGGGCGCGCUCUGCGUCGACAAGCAGUACCUCGAGCAGCUGCUCCAAAAUCCCGAUAUUAAAUGCCUGCGUCAGGAAGCUGCGAGUCACAUCUUGACGGAGGCGGAGGAAGGCAUCGAAUUCCUCAAGACCAGAGAAGAGUUCUGGCGACAGCAGAGGCCCAUACAAGUGAACAACAAAAAGAAGAAGAAGCAUUAG